This is a messenger RNA of Pieris macdunnoughi, 2166 nucleotides long. The record is from the annotation of a GenBank genome assembly. NCBI's taxonomy places the organism in Eukaryota, Metazoa, Arthropoda, Insecta, Lepidoptera, Pieridae.
AUGGCGAACACAGCACAAUUAAUCCGCCGUCAAAGCUCAAGGGACUUGUACGCCCAACGAUCCUUGGAACGGAUGGAAAUGAAAGAACUGCGUGGUCGACUUGUUACUUUAGAAAAUGGACACUCGCAUAGACCUAAGGUCAUGUAUGGCGCGACUAACCAGGCGUUUGAAGAUACCAGCCCCAGGCAGUCUUCCGAAACACCGAGUAAGGAAAGCUCUGUAGAAGAACGGGGUGGUUUUAAACCGGAAAAUGGAGAAGUAGAAAGAGAGUCAUGGGACAGCAAGUUAACGUUUUUGUUAGCUACGGUCGGGUAUGCAGUGGGUUUGGGUAACGUGUGGAGGUUUCCAUAUCUCGCGCAGAAGAAUGGGGGUGGCGCAUUUCUGAUACCAUACUUCGUCAUGCUGGCGAUUGAGGGCAUACCAAUAUUUUAUUUAGAACUGGCUAUUGGGCAACGUUUGCGAAAGGGAGCCAUUGGGGUUUGGCACCAGGUAUCUCCCUAUUUAGGUGGAAUUGGAAUAAGUUCUGCAGUGGUUUCCUUCAACGUAGCGUUAUAUUACAACUCGAUAAUAGCAUGGUGCUUGUUCUACUUCGCUCAGAGUUUCCAAGCUGAGUUACCAUGGUCGGAGUGUCCGAAAAAAUAUUUUAACAAUGGAUCAUAUACCGCAGAGCCUGAAUGUGCUGUAAGCAGUCCCACUCAAUAUUUUUGGUACCGAACAACUUUACAAAUAUCAGAGGAUAUUAACUAUCCAGAAACAUUCAAUUACAAGAUAGCUUUAGCUCUUAUCGUAGCCUGGAUCCUUGUCUAUAUGUGUAUGAUUAAAGGGAUUGCGUCUUCCGGAAAAGUUGUAUAUGUCACUGCUACUUUUCCGUAUAUCGUGUUAGUAAUAUUCUUCUUCAGAGGAAUAACUUUAAAAGGAAUGGGCGACGGUCUGAUCCACUUAUUUACUCCAAAGUGGCAGAGGAUUUUGGACCCUGUUGUGUGGCUUGAAGCAGGGACACAGAUCUUCUUUUCCCUUGGCCUAGCGUUUGGCGGUCUGAUUGCUUUUAGCUCAUACAAUCCAGUUGACAAUAAUUGUUAUAGGGAUGCAAUAAUGGUCUCUAUGACGAACUGUUUAACGUCCAUGUUCGCCGGAAUCGUCGUUUUCUCGAUUAUUGGCUUCAAAGCAACUAUGGUUUAUGAGAAAUGCUUGAGCGAGAGAAAUCAGACGCUUUUAGAGAUGUUCGGAUCUGGAUAUAGGGAUAUGGUGUUUCCGGAGGCGGGACAAAAUAUUACCGUUGGAUUAAAUGGAAGUUUGACUCGUUUAAUAAUGCCGCAUUUACCUGAGUGCGAUUUACAAAAGGAAUUGGAUAAUACAGCAUCUGGUACGGGCCUAGCAUUUAUAAUAUUUACAGAAGCAAUCAAUCAAUUCCCGGGCGCGCAAUUUUGGUCCGUACUAUUUUUCUUAAUGCUGUUCACAUUGGGAAUCGACUCACAAUUCGGGACCUUAGAAGGAGUGGUCACAUCGAUUGUUGAUAUGAAACUAUUUCCGAAUCUAAGAAAGGAAUAUUUGACGGGUGGAAUUUGCUUGUUAUGUUGUCUAUUAUCUAUGGGAUUCGCGCAUGGAGCCGGAAGUUAUAUAUUUCUGCUUUUCGAUAUGUAUAGCGGAAACUUUCCAUUGUUGAUAAUUGCGCUGUUUGAAUGUAUUGGGAUCUCGUAUGUCUACGGAGUGAAUAGAUUUGCAGACGACAUAGAAGCAAUGACAGGCCAACGCCCUGGAAUUUAUUGGCUAAUAUGUUGGAAGUACCUUUCUCCACUGGCCAUGAUAUCUAUCCUGAUAUCCUCAUUUGCGGAGCUGGCUGUGGAAGGCUCAGGAUACGACGCCUGGAUCAGUUCUGAAGGAGACACAGUAAGAAAGCCCUGGCCGGUGUGGGCCAUACUUCUGGUAUUAGUUCUCGUCUUGGCUUCUGUCCUGUGGAUACCAGGAUUAGCUAUUUGCAGGUACUUUGGCAUCCAAGUGAUUGAUGACGAGGAACGCGCCUGGUUUCCCGCAGAGGACCUUCGUGUUUUCCACGGCAUAGAACCGCACCCCGUAACUUCUCUGCAGACAAUACUCUUUUGUACCAGGCCUGAUGGCACUGAAGGGUGCUGCUGGCCUGGAUGCUGCGAAACUGAUGAUGAGGAAUAG